AUGAUCCGGCCGGAAACCCUCAUUGGCUUGGCGGCACUUCAUCCCGACCCCUCGAGCAAGACGCUGCAGGGCCUCAGCGUUUCCUCGCUCUACAGUGCAGGGGAUGACUUCACUGAAGAGGAUCAGCAGGCAGUGAAAGAUUUCAGGGCUGCUGCACGCAGCUGCUAUUCGAAACUCAGCAAGAAAGCUAAGAGCAAGUUGGUCGAGGUCGGGGAUCAGAUUUUUGGUUCUGCCGAUGACGACGCCGAUGCCGAGAAAGUGCACGAAGAGGAAAUGGAAGCCAUGAGCUCCUUCUGGGAAGCUGCCACGAAAGCUUCGGUAAGUGCGGAUUCCUUGGAAAGCGCCUACAAUCUGAAAGCAGGCAACUGGCUGGGGAAUGGCAAGUGGGGAUGGGUGAUGAUGGCGCCAAAGAAGGGGUCGGACAAGCAGGCGGUGCUGAAGCUCAGCGACGUGCACCACGCAGAUGUUAACGCAAAGGAGUGGGUUUAUGGGAGCAAGAUGGGCAAAGGUCACGAGAACAUAGUGCGAUAUGAGGAGGUCUUCCUUUAUGCAGAUGACAACGGGGUACUGAAGAAGUGCCUUCUCGAUGGCUACGCAGCAGGAAAGUUGAAGUCGGAUAUUCAGCGCAAGAGCUUUCCCACACACUACGUGUGCAUGACAAUCGAGAAGAUGAAUGCCGGAAGUGUGCAGCACUGGCUUGAUAAAGAGCUCCUGAGCCCGGAGGGGAUGAUGGUCAUCUUGCAAGAAAUUGCAGCCGCCCUGGCCUACAUGCAUGAGAACGGCAUUACCCAUAAUGACAUGAAGCCCGAGAACAUCUUCUUGCACAGCAAAGGCCGCUACAUUCACUCGAAGCUCGGUGACCUCGGCCUGGCACAGAAGUCCAAGAACCGGACCUCCGAUGUCACACGAUAUGGGAUGACCGGCUUUUGCAUGGCUACAGGCGAACACUAUGGCACACGGCACUACUCGAAGGACAAAGUUUCGACCUUCGUCUCAGAAGUGGAAGCCUGUGUGAGCGGAUGUGGGCUAACAGGGAAGCUGGGCAACGCUCUCCAGGAUCUGCCAAAACUCCUGGACCAGGUACUGUCCGAAAAAGCGACCAUGAAGCAAGUCCGGGAUUGGCGCUCGAUACAGGGCUUCCAGUUUCUCGACGACAGCUCCUCAGGCCUCACGCGAUCGAGUUCCGAGACCUUCGUUGGCAGCAAGGUUCCAGAGGAGAGUUCUGGAGCAUCUGGCGGCUACAAUAGCCGGGUCACGGACAGGAGGACCUCCGUUGAAAAGUCCAGAUCCUCCGUGGACCUCACGGCGAGAGCGAGAAAGAAGAUCGACAUCGACACAGAGUGGCGGACAUGCUUUGAAGACAGGGGCCGCCUGAUUCGUGCCAGCAGAAACUUCGACAGCCCCGGGAGUAAAGGUGCAAAGGCUACCAAGGAUGACGGUCAGCAAGUGGCAAAGCAGAAGGCCCGCGUUCUGAAGGUCUUAGUCCGGCUGUGGCUGUACUGUUUCCUGCGGAACCACUCGAACGAAAACUUCUUCUACACGCGGGGAUACAUGGACAUCAUCGACGACAUGAAUGGGCGGGGUUUGGGAGCCUCCGACGUUUUUGUCACGCUUCUAAGUCAGAAUCGGGACCUCGUCCGCAAAGUGAAGCCCGAGACUGUUACAAGGUUUCUGAAGUUCAUCCGGAUUCUUGGGCCCCUGGACACCUGGCUGCAUUUCCUGAAGGCCUUGUGCGAUCCGCAAAACGGUGGAGCUUUGAGUGACAAGCAGCAGCUGGUCCUCUCCAAGAUUGCCUUCCCAGGUCUAUUGGCUCCUCAGCAAGACAAGACCGCGGUGGAGCGCAACCGAGAGGAGCUCAUGAUCGCUCUUGCACUUGAAGGGCCGAUUGGAAAGCCGCUAGUGCGUCUCGGCCAAGUGGAUCCCAAGGACUGCUUGGGCACCCCACUGCUCACCCACGGGAUUCACGAUGUGGCUAUCGCAUGGGCGCAUCCAGCAGCAUGGGAGGUUGGAAAGGUGCUGUACCACGGUCCCGAACAGCUGAACCUUCCGAGGUCGAAAGUGGGUCUCCUUGGCACAAGUCGUCUGGGUCCUGCAGCCCAAAGAGCUUUGUCAGGAAGUAACGGGCCAAAGCUGGGCGACAAUCUUGCAGACAGAGGCGAAAGCAGUGAGCAGCGCCAAGAUCUCGGAAGUUGGAGUCAUGCCGGGGAAAUGAGAGGAACUUCCGCUCUGCAGAACAAGGUUCCACGGGAAGUGGGAAGUGUUCCAAGCAGGGCCCGUGUAGAUGACGUCAUCUCGACUGAUACUUUCCAGUUGAUGUGGCUCAGCCCCCGGAGCACUGCCAGGGAUGCGGGCAACCCUUUCGAUGUCUCCCGGAUCGACCUGCUCCGGCUGUUGGCCCGAUAUUGCCAGGCCCAGCUGCAGCUGGUGGCAUCUUUGGCCAAGGACCGGCAGAUGAACAGCAUCAUGGCAUUGCAGGAGGAAUAUUCCUACAAAGUUUGCUUGAGUGGCGCUGCGGACACCAGAUUGCCGUCCAGUAUCCGUGCGAGCUUUUUCGACCUCUUAAUGGCACUCUGGGUGGAUAGGCAUCCGCACUACCAGGCCUCGCCUGAUGCGCUCUGCGCGUCCUGGCCAGGACAGUAUCAGUAUAGAAUAUGUGAGGAUGGAGCGAGUGAAAUGCCCGGAGGGCAUUCCAAGAUCGGCAUAGACCAUGCGCUGUCCCAGAGUGCUGGUAUUAUGCGAGUGCCUUCGCUCGAGAAGUUAGACAUUGGGAAGCCGCAAAACGAACGGGAGCUCGCUGUCCUAUCCAGGAGUUUACAAACGAAGGUGUCACGCGGCUUCUUCAGUCGUCACCCAGACAGCGAUGCGUCCCUCCUGAUGUCAGCAGAACGAGGCGAUGCUCUUCAGCAUCUCCCCAGCACUUGCACCAACGGAACCCUUCGGCUCGCCGGCAAGUACGAGGUUAGAGAGGUCGUCGCGUUUCAAGGAGAUUGCGACAUCGUCGGUGACGGCGCAGAGCUGAAACUUUACGAGCGUUUGAUCUUCAAUGGCAGCGUGCACUUCUCCGGCGUCAUCAGAGUCUCCGCUCAGCGCGCUUUGCUUGGGGCCUGCCUGAAGGUAAGAGGCAACUGCACCGUAACGAAGAGUGCAGAAGUGGCCUUCCGGGGCUGCAGCAACGAAGCUGUCAUUGGAGGCAAGAGAGUCGGAAACAAGGGGGACUUCAACAGCCGCAGAGGCAGCAGAGGCCUGCAAUAUGUGGAACGAGGAGGGGGUCUCAACGUUUUGGGAGCCCUUCAGAUUCUCGGGAAUCUGAGCUUUCACAACUGCCACAGCUUGGGAAGUGGAGGCGGCGCAGCCAACGUCAGGGGUCCAGUGCUGCAAGAGGGCGGAACCCUUGUGGUGACUGAAUGCUCAUCCGAAAUGCCUGGAGGCGGCAUCUAUGCUCAAGGAGGCUUUGACCAGUCUGGCGGAGAUGUGCAGAUCUCGAGAGUCAGAGCAGGCAACAAUGGAGGUGCCAUCUUGGCAAUGGGACGGUUCAGCCAGUCUGGUGGCACAAUGCUUAUCCAAGAAAGCACCAUCACGAACGGUGAAGGAGGAGGUGCCAUUGCCACUGCUCCUGCUCCUCACAAGCAGACCACCUUCGUCCAGUCUGGUGGCACCCUGCGAAUAGAGCACAGCUCAGCCCCCAAAAGAAGUGACAAAAGAGGAGGAGGUGGAGGAGCCGUUUUCACGCACUUCUUCUACAAGUCCGGUGGCCAACUAGUAUUCAACAACUGCUCGGCGGUGUCUAACUCCAAAGCCGACAGGUUAGGAGGUGCAAUGUUCGCAAAGGGUGGCUUCAGCAUGUCCGGCGGCUACUUUCGCGCUGAAGACUGCUCCGCAAAGAAAUAUGGAGGUGCACUCCAUACUUACGGCAACAUGAGCGUCUCUGGGGGCGAACUCGUGUUCGAGAGAUGCUCCCUGACGCAUCUCGUGAAGAAAGCCAAAAAGAAGAACAUUUACCAAGAGGAGAAUCAGAAGAAGCGUGGGCGGACCAAUGGAGGUGCCAUCAACGCCGUAAACUUCAUCCAGUCGGGCGGCACGGUGCGGAUUGCAGACUGCGCCACUGACGAAGGGAAGGGUUAUGGAGGUGGUCUUAGUGCCCUUCAGAGUCUCACGCUGGCUGGUGGCAUUCUGGACGUCAGACAAUCUUCUUCAUCCUAUUAUGGAGGUGGCGUGUACACCAGGACCUUUACACAGCUGGGCGGCAUGCUGAAUCUGCAGCAUUGCUUUGCAGUUCAAGGAGGCGGCAUCUAUGUGAACGAUGGUCCAGCCAAUCAGAUUGCUGGGAACAUCUCCGUGCUCGGUUGCCAUGCAUCGGGACAGGGCGGAGGAAUAUUAAUACACAACAGUAGCUUCAGUAGCCACGGCUACUUGGAUGUCCAGCAAUGCAUGGCGUUUGGCGACAAAGGUGGCGGCCUCUUGGUCGAUAGAUCCAGUGUCAAUUUAUCAGGGCAGGCAUCGUUUGUAGACUGCAGUGUUGAAAAUGGAGAUGGCGGCGGCAUUUAUUCCCGCGGCAACAUUACGAUCACUGGGCCAGCAACAUUCAAGAAUUGCGACGCCAAGUACAAAGGUGGCGGCUGCAUCAGUUGGGAGUCCGUGGAAAUGCAGAAUGCCACGUUUGAUCACUGCAAGGCAGUUGGUGCUGGGCUUUGGGCUAAACAAAGCAUCAAGAUUGCAUCGACGACUUACAUUGGCGAGCCUCAACCACCGCGUGGUGCAAACAGCUUCAUAAAGUGCGACCAGAAAGGAGCCAUGUCCUUCGAUGUCGUGUAUUGCCCCAGAGGCUCCGGCCUCCGUGUCGGUGUCCGAGCAAUGGGAUGUUACAUGUGCAACCCUGGCCGCACACGGCUUUCGAGCAGUGGCAACGAUGUCUGCGUGGACUGUCCGGAAGAAGCGACUCACAAUUGCACGCCAACUGAACUUGCGCUGCUGCCUGGCUUUAUGGCCCAGCUCGAGGAUCCCAGGAAUCUCUCGCGGAUUUUCCGCUGCCCAAACGAGAAAGCAUGUCCGGGGGGGAUCGUCGCCGCAGCUGAGUCGUUCGGCCAACCACCGGAGACAGUCCAAGCCAUGUGUGCGUCUGGAUUUGAGGGGUUGGGGUGUUUGCAGUGCAACGCGUCGUCCCAUGCCAGAUCCGACAACAGUGUGUUGCAGUGCAUCAAAUGCGAAGACUCCUUCAGUCAGGUGGCUACGCAUGUGAUGUUCUAUGUCGGAAAGGACACCCUUCUGUUCACUUCAGCUGCCCUCAGUGUGCUCAACGUGGGGUCUAAGAAGACCAGCAGUGGAGUCUUGAUCAACCAGCUUAUGGCCUUCGCAGCAGUGUCAGGGAGCAUAAUGUCUGGGGUGAUGCAAACGCAAUCCUUCCGCACACUCAAACAGAGCACCCGGGAAUGGUUGAACGGCCUGGGCUUGGCUGUGGAUACGCUGCAGGGAACGAGCGGUUCUGCCGGCAUGUCCCUCGAAUGCAUUGGCGGUGACUUGGGCCUUGGCAAGUCCCUUCUCCAUGCACACCUUCUCUCUUGCAUCACGCCGCUCAUCCUCAUCGUCUUCCUGGCCAUCAAAAGGGACCCCUGGUUGGCGAUGGUGGUUGGGACCAAUGUCUUCCUGCCGGGCUUCGUGGCCUUCUUCGGGAAGUAUCUGGUAAUGCUCAGGCUGCGGCCAGAGGGCGAAGUCGGAGGAGAGAUGCGUUAUGAGUUCCUGCCACCAAUCCUGCAGUCGCCGAACGAGGUGAUUACACUCAUCAUUGUGAUCGUGUCGGCUUGCUUCUCCCUGGCCAUAUACGGAUGGGUGCAUGCCGUGCUUCGAAGGGAGGAGCCGCCCCCCGUACAUGUAGCAUAUCUGAUGCUGCCAUACAAGCCCGAGUUUGCUUUCUGGGAGGUCGAGCGGCUGGUGCGGAAGAUGCUCCUGGUGCUCGUCAGCUCGAUGCUGCCCACGGCAAUCUCUCCCGCUUUGCAGAUGGAGGGGAUCGCACUUGUCCUACUUUGCUCAUUGGGUCUCUAUGCCUCGUUCCGGCCCUACAAGGCGGACGCCUGGAACCUGGCUGAGAUCUCGCUGCUUCUUGUGGCCUUGGCCAUUGCAGGGUUGACGACCUGCUUGCUCGCAAACGAUCUCCACUGGGCGCACUCAGAAUCAACACAAGUCGUAUUGAUCUACCUGAUCUGUUCACUGGCUGCAGGAAUAUCAAUCGGGAUGGCUGUGUUGAUUGCUUUCGCCCUGCUGCGUGAACGCCGCGAGCGCAAGCAGCAGGAAUUUCGAAUGUCUGAGACGAGCGGCAGGGAUGGGGAGUUUGCGAUGUCCGCCUUUGGCCCGGAGCGCUGUCAUGCGCCAAAGAUCGCCGACUACGUUCGCUUGGCACCUCUCUGCAUUGCCAAUGGCGCCGUUCCAUCUCGCAGCGAGACUAUCAUUCUGGAACGGAGCGCCGCCGUGCAUGGCUACUCAUUCCGUGCUGUUGGACUAGGUGAGCCGUUCACCGGAGUUGGCAUGAAGCUAAUUCUUUACGACAAGGCCUUGACUGAGAUGGUUGGUCGCCAGAUCCCGCCCAACGAGCCGGUUUUGCUUCUCGACGCUUGGGACACCAUCAUAUUGGGCCCCGCAGAGGAGUUCGCCGAAAAGCUGCUAGCUAGCAACAUUCUGUCCAAUGGAGUGGUACUUUGCGGUGCAGAUCGUAUUUGUGCCCCGGAUUACAAAAUGGCACCCAAAAUGGAGCGGCAUUUUCCUGACAUACAGACACCAUGGAAGUAUCCCAAUUCGGGAUGCAUGGUGGGCACGGCGGCGGCUAUGCGAGCUUUCAUUCAUGGCUUGGUCCAUGGGACCGACGGUGGGUCAUACACAGCUCACGACGACGAUCAGCUUCGCGUCCAGCAGUUUCUCCUCGGUUGGCAGGAACAAGGUAUACGCUACCCUUUUCAGCUCGACACAGACUGUUUUGUCUUUCAGAACAUGGGGGAACCGGAAUGCGGCUGGGAUUUCGAAAAGGGGGAUGCUCAAGGUCCCCGCAUUCGAAAUCUUACUACGGGUCACCGGCCCCUGGUCGCCCACGGCUGUGGUGGCCAUGGCCGGUGGUUCCUCGCAGAUAUCUACCGGGAUCUGGACUUAUUGGAAUUCUUGAAGAUUUCACCGGACGACCUCGCCGGAAUCCCCUAUGCUGGCCUGGUGCCCCCUGGUGACGAGAUGAAGGAAGAGUACUGGGUCGAUCAACCUCCCUGGGAAUUCCCCUUCCAGGCUUUUGAGGUGAUCCGUGGUGUGGCUCUCCGUGAGGAGCACGAGGCUCAGGAUCGACUCUUGGAGGGAUCGAAGAGGCUGGUGCUGACGGUCUUGUCUUUCUACAACUUGCGGACGACUGAGAAGCUGGAGGGCCUGGUGCAGGCCGUUUGCCACUACCUGACGGGCGGUCCCAAGGUUGAGCACCAGGUUCACAGCCAGGAGGAUGACAACAAGCUCACGUUGGAUGUGGACAAUUACUUCAUGCUCGAUAUGGAGGGUGCGCAAGAGGAAGGGGAAGAGGAGCUUGAACAGCCUCAGGAAGGCCAAGAUGGCGAAGCAGAAGCAGAGGCAGACCUCGGGUGGGCAGUCGACACCGCUGCGGACAACCGGGAUGUGACGGCAGAUGUCUUGGACACCGACUUCGAGGAGUAUGCCGCAGACUUAGAAGCGCAAGCGCAGCUGCAGAUGGAAGCGGAGGUGGACGCCCAAGCAGAGCUUGCUUUGGCUGAAGAGGAUGCCCGCGCACAGGAACUGGCCCAGGAGGCAGCAGCGGUGGCAGCGGCCUUCGGGGUGGAAGACGAGGUCCCAAACUUCGCAAUGGAGUUUGCUCCAGAGAAUGGGACGCCCGUCCACAUGCAGCAUGAGGCACUGGACUUUGAGGCAGCUGGGGAAGCUGAGCCCGGGGAAGAGGAGGCUCCCGAGCAGGCUGACACAGAGGAGGUCGCUGAAGGCGAUGCAGAGAUGCAAGAGGACGAGGCACACAGGGCGGAUGAAGCCGGCGACAGUGCUGCGGUAAGCUUGCAGCCAUCACGGAAGCGGUCUCGCGAUGCAGCCUUUGCGGAAGCGCAGGAGCUCCUGGUGACGGUCACACCAGCAGCUUUGUUGGGGAAGCUUCGGCGCCUGGACCCAAUGACGGGCAUCGACGAGUAUUACAUGGUAGAGGUUGAAGGUCAGCAACAGUUGGAGGGCCAGGCCCUCGCCGAGGACUUCCAACUCACCCGGGACUUCUACUCCGCACAGGCGCUGGAGAACUCCCUGGUGUCGAUGCGUGCCGCAGUGCAGCGAGUGCAGUCACGAGUGAAGAUCCCGGAGAACAGCAGCAUAAUAGAAGUCCUUCCAGGCCGCAUCUUUCUUGGCGAUGCUGCUGCAGCUCGUAAUAUCCCGGCCAUUCUGCAGAACAAGAUUCAGAAGGUCAUCAACUGCUCUCCACAAACUGUGCGAGACACAGGCCAGGGGUUCUACGGUCCCGGAGUUGAGUAUCUCGAGUUGUGGCAUGAUGACUUUGAGGACUAUUGCAUCCUGUGCGACUUUGAUGUCGCUUGGUCCUUCGCCUACUCCGACGACUCGAGUGGGCCUGUGCUGGUUCAUUGCGAAGCCGGUGUGAACCGCAGCUGCGCCCUCGCAGUAGCCAUGCGCAUGAGGAUCCUGCUGGAGACGAGCCAAUCUUCAGACCCAGAGAUGCUGUUCAAGUCCUCGUGGUGCCACAUAGCAGCCAGAAAGCAAAGAGUCCUCACUACGACCGGAUUCCAGCGGCAGCUGCUGCUGUUUGCCCGCAUGGGCUGCUGUUGGUUCCCAACUCUGGAUAUGGUUUGGAGAACUGUUCAAGAACGCCACAUGGCACAGUUCCGCGCACUUGCUGAAGACACGGCCAAACAAAUUGUGUGUGCAAACUCGGAUUUUCCGCCAGGGACCUGGUGGCGGGCCAUCGUUUUCAUCAGAGAUGCAACAAUGCGAGGUGAGAAGAAAAUCGAAGGAGGCUACGACCUCAGCACCGACUCCAAGCGCAACAUUGCGGAGAACCGCGUGCGUGGCUAUGCCACAUCAGCCAUGGGCGAAAAGCAGCGCUUGGCACCCUCGCCCAUAAGCCCCAAGCUUUGCAGAGCACAUCUUAAAGGCUCCACGAAGGACAGCAUCGGCUUGUACUGGGUCAUACGUCUGUACGAAAAAGCCAGACGGCUAGGUCGCCGCUCCUUGGUGGUGCGGAGGUGCCUGCAAGCGGUGUGCGUCGCCCGCCAACGAACGAUUCGGCACGCCGAUUCCUCCAAUGUGACGAAAACAUCACCGUCGUAA
This is a messenger RNA of Symbiodinium sp. CCMP2456, 9309 nucleotides long. Lineage: Eukaryota; Dinophyceae; Suessiales; Symbiodiniaceae. The record is from the annotation of a GenBank genome assembly.